AUGCUUUAUCAUAUUGGUGGUCCCAAGGCAUCACUGCAUUUUUUGUGGAAGAUUGAAGAUUCUGAAGGAGAUCGUCUUAAUAAGUGUGUCUAUAUCAUCAGAAAGAUUGAAGAAGAUGCCCCUAUCUAUGAAAAGAAGAUAAUAAAGAGAGGAUUUAAGCACACAUUUGGUUUUGUGGGCAGUCCUGUGGUGCUUCGGGCUAUUUUUCGAGAUCUAACCAAUGACAACACUAGUGCUAACUCACUUAAUGAAAAAGAAAUCGAUCUGAGAUUUGAACAUGCAAUGCUUUGUGAAGAUCCUAGCAUACUUGUAGGUUUGCAACACCAAUCUCCCAAUGUAAAGGAGGAUUCCUUCAGUGUCUCUUUAGAGGCUACAGAGAAGUUUUUGAAGAAUGAUGUUGGUGUUGCUUGUCAUGAAAGAUGGCAUGGUGAGCAGCUAUAUCUUGCCAAGGCAGUGAGCUUUCAAAAUCUUCACAGACAAGUGAAAGAGAUUGUGCCUCAAGGCACCAAAAUUCCUUCCGUUAAAUGGUUGAGGUAUCAAUUUCAACCAAUCAAGCAGCAUGCAAAUACGGCGAAGUACUAUAAAGGAUCGAUGAACAUCAAAAUGAUGGUCCAGAAGCGACAGGUAUUCCAACAAUGUUCAUGGUAACUUUAUUUUAGUAUCUCACCAUUUUAUAGCUGAACUUUAUAGCAGACAUUGCACAGGCCAUUUAUACCCUUAAUACCUAUCAUUCAUUAAAGUGGUACUAAUCUCUUAGAGAAUUUUUUGUUUAGCAUGUAAUAUAUGGGUUAUUUGAUGAAAUGUAAAAUAUCUUCACUUUUUCACUUUCAAAAUUUUUAGAUAUAUUUAAUGCAAAUUAGUUUUCUUUUGUCUAUUAAUAGUAAUAUGCCCCUGAUGACAUCAUAUUUAAAAAAUUUGAGAGUGAAAAAUCUGCCAAGAUGAGGUUUUUGUUUAUAAAGAUAUAUUAUUUUCCUUCUUGUGAUAACUCAAAUAUUACAUGGACAAAAAUUUGUCUCAGGGUUACCACUUCAAUUUAAUAUUAUCUUGUUCUAGAUUCGAGUGAAUCAUGUUGACUCACACUAUUGUGCAGCUAUGUGGAGGUACAUGUGA
Messenger RNA from Paramuricea clavata, 1110 nucleotides. The record is from the annotation of a GenBank genome assembly. NCBI's taxonomy places the organism in Eukaryota, Metazoa, Cnidaria, Anthozoa, Malacalcyonacea, Plexauridae.